GGCUGCUCUAUUGUUUCCACUUUUUCUAGUCUCCAUUUUAGAGAGAGAGAAAGAGCUGAGUUGGAGAGAUUUUUAUAGAGAAGAGCUUCUCUCUCUAUUCUCUCAGGUUGAAGAACAAUGGGUGCAGGUGGCCGAAUGUCUGUGCCCCCCACUCACAAGAAAUCCGAAGCUGAAAGUCUUAAGCGAGUUCCACACUCAAAACCCCCAUUUACCCUUGGCCAGAUCAAGAAAGCCAUCCCUCCUCAUUGUUUCCAGCGUUCUGUUCUCCGCUCUUUCUCCUAUGUUGUUUAUGACCUUGCUAUAGCCUUUGUCUUCUAUUACAUUGCUACCAAUUAUUUCCAUCACCUUCCUAAACCUCUCUCUUCCCUGGCUUGGCUAAUUUAUGGGUUUGUCCAAGGUUGUGUCCUAACUGGUGUUUGGGUCAUAGCCCACGAGUGUGGCCACCAUGCGUUUAGUGACUACCAAUGGCUCGAUGACACCGUGGGUCUAAUCCUCCACUCCUGUCUUCUUGUCCCUUACUUCUCCUGGAAGUAUAGCCAUGGCCGCCACCAUUCUAAUACAGGUUCCAUUGAGAGGGAUGAAGUCUUUGUCCCCAAGCAAAAAUCCAGUAUCCCAUGGUACUCCAAAUACCUUAACAAUCCACCAGGCCGACUCAUCACACUUUUCAUCACGCUCACUCUAGGCUGGCCUCUUUACCUCGCAUUCAACGUUUCGGGCAGGCCCUAUGAUCGGUUUGCAAGCCACUAUGACCCUUAUGGUCCCAUCUACUCAGAUCGUCAACGGCUCCAAAUAUUCAUUUCUGACGCUGGUAUUAUUGCUGUCUUUUAUGGGCUUUACCGGCUUGCCAUGGCAAAAGGACUUGCUUGGGUCUUAUGUACCUAUGGAGGACCGCUGUUGGUUGUAAAUGGAUUUUUGGUGUUGAUCACAUUUUUGCAGCACACUCACCCUUCAUUACCUCAUUAUGAUUCUUCUGAGUGGGACUGGUUGAGGGGAGCUUUGGCCACUGUUGAUCGAGAUUAUGGAAUUUUGAACAAGGUUUUCCAUAACAUCACAGAUACUCAUGUGGCACACCAUUUGUUCUCAACAAUGCCACAUUAUCAUGCAAUGGAAGCUACAAAGGCAAUUAAGCCAAUUUUGGGAGAGUAUUAUCAAUUCGAUGGGACACCAGUUUACAAGGCAACAUGGAGGGAGGCAAAGGAGUGUGUUUAUGUUGAACCUGAUGAAGCUGACCAGAGCAAGGGUGUCUUCUGGUACAACAAUAAGCUGUGACGAUCUCAACUGGCAAAAUGUUGGUCGGGAAGGUCUCAGAUUCUGGUUAAUUUAGGUUGUUCGCUUGCCUUGAAUUGGACCUCUAGUAUUAGUUGUGCUUUUCAAUAAUUAUGUUGAACCCCUAUCAUGGCAGAAUCGAACACAAUCUUAUUUAAUGACUGAAUGUUUGUUUUGUCUGAAUGGUUUGCUUGUUUAUUGAAUAAUGAGCAGAGAGGCAGUUCAUUUACACUAAUUUG
This is a messenger RNA of Quercus lobata, 1505 nucleotides long. Its product is annotated as delta(12)-fatty-acid desaturase FAD2. The transcript has 2 exons. Gene Ontology annotation, molecular function: oxidoreductase activity, acting on paired donors, with oxidation of a pair of donors resulting in the reduction of molecular oxygen to two molecules of water. The record is from RefSeq and is a predicted model, not a curated record. Gene Ontology annotation, biological process: lipid metabolic process. NCBI's taxonomy places the organism in Eukaryota, Viridiplantae, Streptophyta, Magnoliopsida, Fagales, Fagaceae. Bases 118 to 1269 code for a protein of 383 amino acids.